CGGCAUAUAUUACACGCGUCCGGUGGCACGCAAGAGAAUUCACGAGGAUUCGCACGAAUCAUCAUCGAGAUUGAACGUGUCUCUGUUGCUCGAUCGAACGGACGAUCGUUGGGAACUAGAUAGAGAUUCAACAUUUUCAGCGUGCGUAAUGGGUGAUCAGGUAGCUUCAUUGAAAGAGAAAGGAAAUGCUGCUUUGCAAACUGGCAAUUAUGAUGAAGCCAUUAAAUGUUACACAGAUGCCAUCACCUUGGACAGCAAUAAUCACGUUCUCUAUAGUAAUCGCUCAGCGGCGUAUGCAAAGUCUGAAAAGUAUCGGCAAGCGCUGGAGGAUGCCGAAAAGACUGUUAGCUUGAAGCCAGACUGGGGAAAGGGUUAUUCGCGUAAGGGCAGCGCUCUUGCUUACCUGGGCAGGUAUGACGAGUCCAUCAAAACUUAUGAGAAGGGCCUACAACUGGAUCCAAACAAUUUACAGCUCAGAAACAGUCUGGCCGAGGUGAGGGCCCAGAAAACAGCUGCCGUAACUAAUCCAUUCAAUUCACCAGAUAUCUUCCUCAAGUUGGCCAGUGAUCCUAGAACGAAGGGAUAUCUAUCUGAUCCUGAAUAUAUGAAGUUACUACAAGAAUUGCGAACCAAUCCACAGAGUCUCGGUACUAAGCUCCAGGACACCAGAGUACUCACCACCCUUAGCGUAUUGUUAGGAAUGAGCGCUGACAUGGAGGAACUGAUGGAAACCGAGCCGAUGAAUCCACCGGAACCACCAAAGUCCAAACCAGAACCAAAGCCUCAGAAGAAGGAGGAGGAUAAUCUUCCACCCGAAAAGAGAAAAGCUUUGGAAGAGAAGAAACUCGGCAACGAGGCAUAUAGGAAGAAGAGCUUCGAGGAGGCUUUGGAGCAUUACAACAAAGCUGUGGAAUUGGAUUCGACGGAAAUUGUUUAUUUGUUGAAUAUAGCGGCGGUGUACUUCGAACAGAAGGAGUAUCGAAAAUGUAUCGCUCAAUGCGAGAAAGCUAUUGAGGUUGGUAGAGAAAAUAGAGCGGAUUUCAAAUUGAUAGCAAAAGCAUUUACGAGAAUUGGUCACGCAUAUAAAAAAAUGGAGAAUUGGAAGCAGGCUAAGGUAUAUUAUGAAAAGUCUAUGUCUGAGCACAGAACGCCGGAGAUUAAAACUUUACUCUCGGAUAUAGACAAAAUAAUCAAGGAGGAAGAGAGGAAGGCUUACAUCGACCCGGUUAAAGCGGAAGAAGAAAAGGAACUUGGAAAUCAAAAGUAUAAGGAUGGCGAUUAUCCUGCCGCUAUUAAGCAUUAUUCCGAGGCAAUCCGAAGAAAUCCGGACGAUCCCAAGUAUUAUAGCAACAGAGCAGCCUGUUAUACUAAACUGGCGGCAUUUGAUCUUGGCUUGAAGGAUUGCGAGAAAGUUGUCGAGCUGGAUCCAAAGUUCAUCAAGGGCUGGAUUAGGAAAGGAAAAAUUUUGCAAGCUAUGCAGCAGCAGGGGAAAGCCUUGUCAGCGUAUCAGAAGGCUCUGGAAUUGGAUCCACAGAAUAGCGAGGCGUUAGAGGGCUAUCGCUCUUGCGCCGUAUCCGCAAGUUCGAAUCCAGAAGAAGUGCGGAAGAGAGCUAUGGCAGACCCAGAGAUCCAGAGUAUAUUGCGAGAUCCAGCCAUGAGAUUGAUCCUAGAACAAAUGCAAAGCGAUCCAAGAGCUUUACAAGACCAUUUGAAAAAUCCCGAUAUAGCUGCAAAAUUACAAAAACUUCUGGAAUCUGGUCUCAUUGCUAUUCAUUGAAGAUGUAAGGAACUACAUACAA
Cyphomyrmex costatus is the source of this 1799-nucleotide messenger RNA. It is a transcript of the gene Stip1, whose product is annotated as Stress-induced phosphoprotein 1. Lineage: Eukaryota; Metazoa; Arthropoda; Insecta; Hymenoptera; Formicidae. The record is from RefSeq and is a predicted model, not a curated record. The transcript is spliced from 3 exons. Bases 149 to 1777 code for a protein of 542 amino acids. Gene Ontology annotation, molecular function: Hsp90 protein binding.